Molecule: messenger RNA, 971 nt
Organism: Fragaria vesca subsp. vesca
Lineage: Eukaryota; Viridiplantae; Streptophyta; Magnoliopsida; Rosales; Rosaceae
Product: probable plastid-lipid-associated protein 4, chloroplastic-like
Exons: 6
Coding region: 1-714 (237 amino acids)
Source: RefSeq, a predicted model, not a curated record
AUGGCAUUAUCUUCUUCUUGGCCUCCGACACUCCUUACAACCACCCAAUCCUCCUCAACUCCCAGACUAGUCCCACUCACCUCCUUGAGCUUCCCUUCCAAACCCACCACCACUCCCACCAUUGUUCCCGCGCUCUCCCACAAAUGGAGAGCCAGAAUCUCAUUCUUCCCUGCAUUUCUGAGCAAAGGCAAAGACGCCAAAACUCUCAAGGAGGAGCUUCUCGAUGCCAUUGCUUCACUCGAUCGAGGCGCCGAUGCCACUCCGGAGGACCAGCAAGCUGUUGAUCAGAUUACACGCAAACUUGAAGCAGUUACUCCAGUAAAGGAACCACUCAAAUCUGAUCUACUGGAUGGAAAAUGGGAGCUUCUCUACACUACUUCCAAAUCUAUUCUCCAAACUGGGAGACCCAAGUUUCUAAGAUCGAGGGUAAAUUACCAAGCCAUCAAUGUGGACACACUCAGGGCCCAAAAUAUGGAGUCAUGGCCAACUUUCAAUCAGGUAACAGCUGAUUUAACACCUUUGAAUGCAAGAAAAGUGGCUGUAAAGUUCGACUAUUUCAAGAUUGCAGGCCUGAUACCUGUUAAAGCACCUGACAGAGCCCGUGGUGAACUGGAAAUUACAUAUUUGGAUGAAGAAUUGCGUGUCUCGAGAGGUGAUAAAGGAAACCUGUUCAUCUUGAAAAUGGUUGAUCCAUCUUAUCGAGUUCCUGUCUGAUGCGUACAAUCAUAUUGUUGAAUGUGCAACAAUCUGGUCAGCACCUUUCUCUUCAAUUCAUAACAAUGGACUGAAGCAUGCACGUUUUUGUAUAUCAGAAUCUCUGAUCAUAUAUGGAGGUUUUGCCUCUGCCAUAUCCUUUUUUUCUUUUUUCUUUUCUUGUUUUGUUCUUUGUUUCUUUUCUUUUUGAAAUAUCAUGUAAAAAUUGCACAGUUUGAUAGUUCGAGUUGUUAUAUAUUUUCAUGACGCACACUUUA